AUGGCACGUCUGGGUGUUCCUAACACUUUCCAGGCUCAUGGGUGUGGCCCAGAGAUUACCCCUCUUCUUGCUAAGGUUUGGCGGGUUACUUGUCCACCAAAAGUUAAACAUUUCAUGUGGCAAGUUUUAACGGGCAGUAUUUCGGUGUCUGCUAAUUUGCGACGGCGGGGCAUAGACUGUGAUGUUGGAUGUAUGAGGUGUGGGGCGGAUGUGGAGACUAUUAAUCAUGUUAUUUUCGUGUGUCCGCCAGCCCGCCAGGUAUGGGCUUUGUCCCAUGUACCUGUGGGGCCUCAACACUUUCCGACGGACUCUAUUUAUGUUAAUGUAGAUCAUUUUCUGGGUUCUACGAAUCCGGGUUCUCAGAUAGAGAUUUUCCCUUGGCUAAUGUGGUAUAUAUGGAAAGUGAGGAAUGCUUGUGUGUUUGAGAAUCAGACGGAACGACCGGAUGACAUUGUGCGCGUAGCGCAAGGGGAAGCGUCCUCUUGGCUAAAAGCUCAGGUGGAAGACGAGGGUGAGGAGGUUAUCUCCUCCCCUGUGGUUCCUACUUCUCGGUUACAAGGGCGUCUCUCCCCCCUUCCACUGGUUUACUGCGGUUAUCGAUGCUUUGUUGAUGGCUCUUGGAAAGAGACCGAUGUUUUUGCAGGUGCAAGAUGGUUUUGUACUUCUUCGCAAGGAUCAUCACCUUUUCUAGGAGCUACCAAUUACCGGCGCAGUCUAUCUCCGUUACAUGCCGAAGUAGAAGCUUUCAGUUGGGCGAUGCGGUGCAUGAUUGGCCACAAUUUCCGCGAUGUGGCUUUCUUUACGGACAGCUUGGAUCUGGUGAAGAUGGUGUCUUCCCCUCGUGACUGGCCGGCCUUUGCAACUUAUUUGGAUGGAAUCAAGACGGAUCGAGAGGAGUUUUCUUCUUUCUCUUUAUUUCAUAUUUUUCGUAAUGCAAAUACUAAAACGGAUUCUUUGGCACGCCAAGCGCGCUUAUCUCCGCAUCUUGUUUUGUUUGUAAACAACUUUCCUUCAAAUUGGCUUAUUUGA
Messenger RNA from Camelina sativa (false flax), 1029 nucleotides. NCBI's taxonomy places the organism in Eukaryota, Viridiplantae, Streptophyta, Magnoliopsida, Brassicales, Brassicaceae. The record is from RefSeq and is a predicted model, not a curated record.